UGUAAGUCCAGCUUAAGCCGAAAAAAUAGUUGGAAGUUAGUAAAGGAGAAAUUAAUCUUCUUACUUUUUUUUUAAUUGCUCUAUUUUCCACAUUGUCAAAAGUGUACUGGAAAGCCCUCGAGGAGAAUUGAAAAAUAAUUAAAUAUUUUUAAGUCUCACUUUUGUUUUGGAGGAAUCGGUUUUAUUGAUUUUGAUUUCUGAAAAAAAGGAGAAGCAAAAAAUUCCUUUCUGAAGCCCCAGGGGUUCGAAAUAAAUUGAACCAAUUGGAAAGAGCCGUUACAACCCUUCUCCUUGAAGCAACAGCAGGAGGAAGUGGGAGGCAUGAAGGGAAUUCAUGAAAGAAUACACAAAGGAUAGGGGUGAAUCAGGGGCGAAUGGGGAGGUCGGAGUUGAUCGAAAUCCGCUGGCAUUCAACCGAAGACUUCAUUCUCCUAAAAAAAAAUUCAGUCCCCUCCCCCUCAUUUAUCCCUCGUUUACACAGGCUCACUUCCCCAUUUUUCCAAGCCUCUAUCCUCUUGAAUGCGAUUAUCGUCGACGGAGUACAAGAGUCUAUUUAAUUCCCAACGUCAAUGGACACAUUGGAGCUUUUUUAUUCAAAUUUGAAUACAAAACUCAUUUCUCAUUCAAAUUCAGGGACGAAGCGGUGAAACAAUUCCAAUUGACUUAUCUCUGCACUGAAUUUUUGUGAUAACCUUUUCAUCUCACGAAAAAUAUUAUAAUGAAAAAAAUCCCAUCAAUUCCGCACUCAGUUUAUAAUUCAAAUAUUUUAUUCUAAAGUGGAAAUGGUUUGAGGACGGACAUAAAAGCUCCAAAGCAAUCUAAUGAUGGUGUCGUAGGUCUGAAAAAUUAUGAAGCAAAAAAACUUUCAGUGAAAUAAAAAAAACAUUUUAGUGAAAAAAUUCCCAGUCGUGAAAUUAAUUCAAUGGAUUCAUGAAUAUUUCAUAUGGGGAAAAAAAUGGAUGAAAACCCUUCGAUAAUUUACGUCGAGUUCGAUUGUCGUCCGACGAAUUGUUUUUCGAUUAGGAGCAAGGUUGAGGUCACGUCGAGAAACAAGCCUAAUCCUCUCGCAUCGUCCGACGUCAAGACCCUUUUGGAGGAUCGAUUGGCAAGUGGUGGGGAGCCUCUGUAUGACACUGCACCGACCCGGUGGAAUUUUACGCCACAUUUGGUAUACCUCGGGGAGGUCUGCAGGUACAUGAAUUCGAUAAUUAGAAUGGAGAUAUAAUUGCAUCAGCUGGCGAGUGAAUUUUCAAUUGAGCCUAGUUCGCCGCAGAAUUACAAUCUGCCAGGAUGUUCAAGGUUCUGGUGGCCCUAGCACGAUGGGGUCGGCGUUGUCGGAAAUGAAAGUCGAAUUCAAAUGUAAGGAUAAUAGUUCAUUAUGCGGGUGAUAAUCUUUUUGAAUAUUCAACGUGUACGGAACUGACUAAUGGGGCUGAUAGUUUUUAACAUGGGGCGAAAAAUUUAUUCGCAUUAAAUUGAAAAAUAGUGCUUCCAUCGUUUCUGCUAGAUUUCUACCCUUUGAAUGUGUCGAUAGUUUCUCAUUUAUUUUUAAAUAAAUUUAUAAAAAUUCAAAAUGAGUUUGGCCGAUAGCUCAUUCAAAAAUUGAUAUUUUUUAAUAGUUUCACUUCUUAUCGAUAGAGCAACACUUGUAGUUCAAUAAUUCGUCUAAUUAUUAGUUAGUGGUCAAUGUGAUACACAGAGGUCACUACCGACAAAUACCCUGUCGGUGUGAGGGUUCCACCGGUGGCACACAGAGGUCGCUACUUACAGCUAGUCGGAGUUACCAACGAGACAUCUGUCACACACACGAACAUAACCUCAAAGUUAGCUGACAGAUCGAGUUAUCAAACAGAAUAAAAUAGAUACGUGCAACAAUGACAAUUGUCUUUUGUAAUUAAGAUAGUAAUAUAACCUGUUAAGUAAAUAAAAAUGUCCUCUGCCCAUUUAUCGAGUGGUAGACUGAACAUAGGACUUCUUCAGGAACAGACGAGGAAACAAUUAGUGAAUUUAAUCGAGAGAUGCGAUGGACCGAAGGCCAUCGUCUGGGAUCGAUCCCUGGACGGCCCAAUGGGCCUCAUUGCUAGGUACAGCCUCCUGGAGGAGUACGGGGUUGUCAAGAUGUAUCAAUUAGUCGGUGGACAACUCCCUCCCACCAAUGUCUCCAGCAUUAUAUUCAUCGUUCGUCCCCAUCUCGAUUUAAUUGAUUUGAUAGCCGAAAAUGUUCAUGGGGAGCAAAACAGAUCCCCAAAAGAGUUCCACAUAUUCUUCGUUCCUCGCAAAAGCCUGCUCUGCGAGAAGAAGCUUCAAAAUCGUGGAGUCUUCGGUAGUUUCACUCUCAUCGAGGAAUUUCCCUGUGACCUCUUCCCCUUCGACAGCGAUCUAGUCUCAAUGGAACUGAGUCAGACCUACAAGGAGUAUUUCCUGGAGAACGAUCCAACGUGUCUGUACCAAGUGGCUCAGGCAAUCAGACGUCUCCAGAGGCUCUACGGUAGGAUUCCAAGGGUGACAGGACGUGGUCCAGCUGCCAGUAAAGUCUGGGAUCUUUUGAAACGACUGGAUCGAGAGGAGGAGGAUUUGAAACUCGAUCGAUGUGUCAUGACAACGCCUCCAAUAGAGCAUCUACUGCUGGUUGACCGAAGCAUCGAUCUCCUCUCACCUUUGGUCACUCAGUUGACGUACGAAGGCCUCAUCGACGAGAUCUUUGGCAUUCAGAAUACAACGGUUCAGUUGCCAGCUGGAAAAUUCAAGGACAACGACGACUCACCCACUGUUAUGUCGGUAGAUAAGAAGGAGAAGAUUGUUCUCAACUCGGGUGAAGAAUUAUUCGCUGAAAUCAGGGACAAGAAUUUCAAUGGAGUUGGGCCUGUCCUCAGUCAGAAAGCGAAGGUCAUUUCUUCGCAGUUCGAUGAGAGACAUGGGGACAAGAGUGUUCAGGAGAUCAAGCAGUUUGUGGCCAGGCUACCGCACAUGCUGGCGACCAAGCAGUCUCUUGCUAGACACACCACUAUUGCUGAGAUGGUGAAGGAGGUGACAGACUCUAAUGACUUCUUGGAGUGUCUACAGAUUGAGCAAGAGCUUCUGAACUGUAUAGACACGGACAAGCCAAACGCUUUCAUUGAGGAUUGCAUUGCCCAGCAAAAACCUCUGCUGAAAGUCCUCAGACUUCUCUGCAUCCAGUCCAUCACAAAUUCUGGACUGAAGCAGAAGCUUCUGGAUUAUUACAAGAGAGAGAUUAUCCAAACCUACGGAUAUCAGCAUCUACCGACACUCCUAAAUCUGGAGAAGGCUGGUUUACUUCGAGCUCAGCAGUCCAACAGACAGUACGCCGUUCUUAGAAAAGCACUGAGGCUUACUGUGGAAGACGAGAGUGAAAUUGCACCGAAAGAUAUCAGUUAUGUCCAUUCAGUUUAUGCACCUCUCAGUGUCAGGCUGGCCGAGCAACUCGUGCAGCCCGGGGGGUGGCAGGGACUCAAUGACGUGCUUGGUCUACUGCCUGGACCCACCGUCAGCAGCGAUUCCAGGGGAACCAUUUCAGGAAUGAGACGAGGCUCUAUUACGAGUGAGGAUUCUACAUCGGAACCUCCGAGAUUAGUUUUAGUUUUCUUCAUUGGGGGCUGCACGUAUGCAGAAGUGUCGGCUCUGAGAUUCCUCUCCCAGCAAGAAGAUCUCAAUGUGGAGUUUGUCAUGGGUACCACAAAAUUGAUCAACGGUAACACGUUCCUUACCUCGUUGAUGGAAGACUUGGAGGCUGUCCGAAAAUAAGCCAACAUUUUCCUAAAUCUCUGCGAAUACCGAUUAUUGAAUAACUUCGUAUAAACUACCAAAGAUAAGGAUGUAAAUUGAAUAUGCAAUACUUUAUAUCAAUACUUCAGUCUUCCGAGGAAUUUAUUGCUCGAUACUGAUGGGAAAUACGUAUGCCAGCGCGCCACUCUGGUUACAAAAAUAAUUGACUGUUUAUUUGUGCCUGACGAAUCGUCUGAUGAAUCGAUGGAUGUAAUCACUGAUUAGUAGUGAUGGCCUCUGGGGGCAUAUGGCCGGAGUCUCCGAAGCAUCUCAGGGAGACGUUACCACUGGGAUGGAUGCUGAUCCACGUGAUGCUGGCGUGCUUGAGGGAGAGCCUCAGCCAGGCCUCAGGAGGAAAUUGCAGAGCCCUGAAAACAUAAAGCCAAGAAUUAAUGCGUUUUACAAAAUUAUUUUGAGUAAUUUGAAAUUCACCUGCACACGAAAUAACGGAUGACAUUGGCGUGGCACACGAGUAGAGUAUAAGAAUCCUUUGUUUGGUGUGGAGAUGCUCUGUGGAAGUGCUUUCUAAAUGCCGCCUCUAUCCGAGGCCCGUCCUGGAAGUACUAAAGGAAAGAAGGGAUGAAAAAUUAUCAAAAAAAAAUUAUACAGGUGCAUCAAGAAAGAAAUAAUUACAUUCAAUUCAAUUUAUUUGAAUUUAUCUCCUAGAAAAUCCAGUGUAAGAAUUGUUUAAGACCUUAUUCGACUCAUCAUGUAAUGAGAUAUGAUGCUAUCGUAUUUCCUCCUGCACUGCAAUUUUUUAUUUACAGUAAAUGGAAAAAUGAGAUUAAUUCUUCACUGUAGCAAAAAAACUUAUAUAAUGCUGUACAUAUGUGUAAAUGAUAUAAUAUAUAUUGUAUAUCAUACAUAAUA
Messenger RNA from Diachasmimorpha longicaudata, 4653 nucleotides. RefSeq names its product vacuolar protein sorting-associated protein 33A (gene car). Lineage: Eukaryota; Metazoa; Arthropoda; Insecta; Hymenoptera; Braconidae. The record is from RefSeq and is a predicted model, not a curated record. Gene Ontology annotation, biological process: vesicle-mediated transport; intracellular protein transport. The transcript is spliced from 6 exons. Gene Ontology annotation, cellular component: CORVET complex; lysosome. Bases 1930 to 3762 code for a protein of 610 amino acids.